This is a messenger RNA of Rana temporaria (common frog), 1530 nucleotides long. RefSeq names its product Y-box binding protein 3 (gene YBX3). Gene Ontology annotation, cellular component: nucleus. The transcript has 9 exons. Gene Ontology annotation, biological process: regulation of gene expression. NCBI's taxonomy places the organism in Eukaryota, Metazoa, Chordata, Amphibia, Anura, Ranidae. Bases 158 to 901 code for a protein of 247 amino acids. Gene Ontology annotation, molecular function: nucleic acid binding. The record is from RefSeq and is a predicted model, not a curated record.
GCCAUUUUUAGGGCAGUAAGAUCAGUAAGAACAAGAGAACAAGUGAACUCGAGGAUUGAGAUCCCUCGAAAUACCAUCUGCAAUCCUCCCUGCCUCUCCCCCCUUAUCUCCUAACACCAUAUAGCAGGGAAUAUAAGAACACUAGGGAAUUGCAGCCAUGAGUGAAGUAACAGCUGAAGAACCAAAGCCCAAGGCUGCUGGGAGUGAACCAAACACAGCUCCGUCUACUACAGGAGAAGUAGAGAGGAAAGUACUGGCAACUAAAGUACAGGGAACAGUGAAAUGGUUCAACGUGAGAAACGGCUAUGGAUUCAUAAACCGGAAUGACACUAAAGAAGAUGUCUUUGUCCACCAGACAGCAAUCAAGAAAAAUAAUCCUCGCAAAUACCUGCGGAGCGUAGGGGAUGGAGAGGUGGUGGAGUUUGAUGUUGUUGCUGGGGAAAAGGGUGCCGAGGCAGCUAAUGUAACAGGCCCGAAAGGAGCUCCCGUCCAAGGAAGUCGAUAUGCUGCCGACAGGCGCAGAUACCGCCGUGGGUACUAUGGACGCAGAAGGGGACCUCCAAGAGAGGGAGGAGAUGAAGAAAUAAAAGAUGAUGCUCCUGAAGCAGCUCAGCCCCAGCAACCAAUUCGCCAACCUACCAACUACCGAGGAAGGUAUCGCCGACCUGUGUCUCAACCCAGAUCUUCUCUACCUACUGGAGAAAAUGAAAAUAAAGAAAACCAACUUGAGACAGGGGCUCUAGAACAACAGAACCGUCGUGGUUUCAGAAGACCAUACAAUUAUCGUCGUCGCCCUAAUCAGGCAAAUGCUCCAACACCGGGGGGCAAGGAAACAACAAAGCCGGCUGAAAGCACAGCUGAGAAACCUGUGCCAGUGGUUGAGAAAAGCAAUGCUGUGUAACCCGAGUGACUCCAUCGACCAUCAUGUAAGUGAGAAGGUGUGUUCCUCUUUGGCAGGUUGUGAGCAGAGGGAAUGUGAAUAUUCAAAGUGGCCACUUACCAGAACUAAUUCAGAAAAUUCUGCAAUUGCCUAAUACCUAGGAGGGAGAUGGACUACAACUUUACUGCUCAGCUUGCCUGCUCCUGAUUUCUACACUGUAAACUUUGUACCCAGUGGUACUACCAGUGGAAUCCUUAACUUGUUAUUACAGCCAGAAAACAACUGCAUUUAUGUGGACUAUAAGCAGACAGGAAGACAGUCUGUUAUUACACAUUUACUACUAAGCAAAUCUUAAUACAGACAUCUUCUGCUCGGAAAUUAUAUACAAGACAUACAAAUUAUUUUUAUUGAUGAAUAUAGUACAGUUGCUGCAGCAAAUUUAAAUCUUGCUUAAAGGAAAGAAUGGUUAAAUGUAACACAAAAAACACAAAAACCUCCUCUCCUAGCCAUUGCACGUCUGAUGACAUCAUAGGCCAUACACUGACCUUGGUUCACAGAUACAUUACUGGCAUGUUUGUUUAAUGCACAAGUCAAACACAACCCCUCGAUGCCUUUGCAAUAAAAUCAAUAGAUGUGGAACAACAAAAAAA